Brettanomyces nanus is the source of this 1239-nucleotide messenger RNA. RefSeq lists its product as uncharacterized. The coding region runs from base 1 to 1239 and encodes 412 amino acids. Gene Ontology annotation, biological process: translation. Gene Ontology annotation, molecular function: structural constituent of ribosome; protein serine/threonine phosphatase activity. Gene Ontology annotation, cellular component: ribosome; cytoplasm; nucleus. NCBI's taxonomy places the organism in Eukaryota, Fungi, Ascomycota, Pichiomycetes, Pichiales, Pichiaceae. The record is from RefSeq and is a predicted model, not a curated record. The transcript is spliced from 4 exons.
AUGUCCGAACCACAAGAAGCAGAUGUCGAUUCCAUAAUCGAUAGAUUGCUCGAUGUCAGAGGAUCUAGACCUGGAAAACAGGUGCAGCUACAGGAGUACGAGAUUAGAUAUCUUUGCACAAAAGCCAGAGAAAUAUUCAUUCAACAGCCCAUUCUUCUUGAGCUAGAGGCUCCAAUUAAGAUUUGCGGUGAUAUUCAUGGCCAAUAUUAUGACUUACUAAGGUUAUUUGAGUAUGGAGCAUUCCCUCCAGAAGCCAACUAUCUUUUCCUAGGAGAUUACGUCGACAGAGGUAAACAAUCGUUGGAAACCAUCUGUCUUUUAUUGGCGUACAAGAUCAAAUAUCCUGAAAACUUUUUUGUUUUAAGAGGUAACCACGAGUGUGCAUCUAUUAACAGAAUAUACGGUUUUUACGACGAGUGUAAGAGAAGGUACAACAUCAAACUUUGGAAGACGUUCACCGACUGCUUCAACUGCCUUCCUAUUGCCGCCAUUAUUGAUGAGAAGAUCUUUACCAUGCAUGGAGGUCUUUCACCCGAUUUAAAUACGAUGGAGCAGAUUAGAAGAGUGAUGAGACCCACAGAUAUCCCUGAUGUGGGUCUAUUGUGCGAUCUACUUUGGUCGGAUCCUGAUAAAGAUAUAACUGGAUGGAGUGAAAAUGAUAGAGGUGUCUCGUUCACUUUUGGACCUGAUGUUGUGUCUAGGUUCCUUCAGAAACAUGACUUGGACUUGAUUUGUAGAGCACAUCAAGUCGUUGAAGAUGGAUACGAAUUCUUUAGUAAAAGACAAUUGGUUACUAUAUUUUCUGCGCCAAACUACUGCGGUGAGUUCGAUAAUGCAGGUGCCAUGAUGAGUGUCGAUGAGAGUCUACUUUGUUCGUUCCAAAUUCUCAAGCCGGCAGAGAAGAAGAAAUACGGUUAUACUGGUCAGCUUCCUUCUACGACGUCUCAGACCAGAGAUAUGUUAUACUAUGUUCAGGGAACAACAUUCAAGAUGGUUUUAGUUCAAGACUUGCUAAACCCGGAUCCAGCAUCCGAGGCUAAGAUGUACAAGCUUAAGACAUUGGUCCAGGCCCCAAGAUCUUACUUCAUGGACGUCAAGUGCUCUGGUUGCUUGAAGAUUACCACUGUCUUCUCACAUGCACAGACACCUGUCACAUGUGACUCAUGCUCCACUGUUCUUUGCACACCAACUGGUGGUAAGUGUAGAUUGACAGAGGGCUGUGCUUUUAGAAGAAAGUGA